Messenger RNA from Grammomys surdaster, 1195 nucleotides. RefSeq names its product cytochrome c1, heme protein, mitochondrial. Gene Ontology annotation, biological process: mitochondrial electron transport, ubiquinol to cytochrome c. The record is from RefSeq and is a predicted model, not a curated record. Bases 36 to 1016 code for a protein of 326 amino acids. The transcript is spliced from 7 exons. Lineage: Eukaryota; Metazoa; Chordata; Mammalia; Rodentia; Muridae. Gene Ontology annotation, molecular function: heme binding; electron transfer activity.
CGACGGGAACGGCGGCCGCACUAAAGAGGGCCGACAUGGCGGCGGCGGCGGCGGCUUCGCUUCGCCGGUCGGUGCUGGGCCCGCGGGGCGUGGGGCUUCCAGGUGCAAGCGCUCCGGGCCUGCUGGGCGGCGCGCGGCCCCGGCAUCUUCCAUUGAGGACACCGCAGGCAGUGUCCUUGUCCUCGAAGUCUGGCCCUUCUCGAGGCCGAAAGGUGAUGCUAUCAGCGUUGGGCAUGCUGGCAGCAGGGGGUGCAGGGCUAGCUGUGGCCCUUCAUUCUGCUGUGAGUGCCAGUGACCUGGAGCUGCACCCCCCCAGCUACCCAUGGUCUCACCGUGGCCUCCUUUCCUCCUUGGACCACACCAGCAUUCGUAGAGGUUUCCAGGUAUACAAGCAGGUGUGCUCUUCCUGCCACAGCAUGGAUUAUGUGGCUUACCGCCACCUGGUGGGAGUGUGCUACACGGAGGAGGAAGCCAAGGCGCUGGCUGAGGAGGUGGAGGUCCAGGAUGGCCCUAAUGAGGAUGGGGAGAUGUUCAUGAGGCCAGGGAAGCUGUCUGACUAUUUUCCAAAACCAUACCCCAACCCUGAGGCUGCAAGAGCUGCUAACAAUGGAGCUUUACCCCCUGACCUCAGCUACAUCGUUCGAGCUAGGCAUGGUGGUGAGGACUAUGUAUUUUCCUUGCUCACUGGCUACUGUGAGCCCCCCACUGGGGUGUCAUUGCGAGAAGGCCUCUAUUUCAACCCUUACUUUCCCGGCCAGGCCAUUGGCAUGGCUCCUCCCAUCUACACAGAAGUCUUGGAGUAUGAUGAUGGCACCCCAGCUACCAUGUCACAAGUAGCCAAGGACGUUGCCACCUUCCUUCGCUGGGCAUCAGAGCCAGAGCAUGACCAUCGAAAACGCAUGGGGCUCAAGAUGUUGUUGAUGAUGGGCUUGCUGCUGCCCCUGACUUAUGCCAUCAAGCGGCAUAAGUGGUCAGUCCUGAAGAGUCGAAAGCUGGCUUAUCGGCCACCCAAGUGACCCUGUUCAGUAUCUGCUUGUCAUCUUGCCUGAACAAGCUCUCAGCAGCCCAGGAACAGUCCGAGGCCUUUUCAGGCCUGGCCCCUUUUCGUCAAAUAUGAGGGCCAGGAGACCAGACUCUUGCUUCUGAUCUUCCUUCAGCCCUCACUGUGGGAAUAAAUUAAGUUUCUCAACAUACA